This is a messenger RNA of Pangasianodon hypophthalmus (striped catfish), 1568 nucleotides long. Its product is annotated as Y-box-binding protein 2-A. Lineage: Eukaryota; Metazoa; Chordata; Actinopteri; Siluriformes; Pangasiidae. Gene Ontology annotation, biological process: regulation of gene expression. The transcript is spliced from 10 exons. Gene Ontology annotation, cellular component: nucleus. Gene Ontology annotation, molecular function: nucleic acid binding. The record is from RefSeq and is a predicted model, not a curated record. The coding region runs from base 82 to 1017 and encodes 311 amino acids.
CAUGGACUCGGGAUAAAGCGAUUGAGGUGGCGGCUGUAGGGAGUUUUGGCGAGUAGGAGGGAGGGGGACAAAUGAGCCAAAAUGACCGACACAGAAGUGCAAGGCGCUCCUCUGUCAGCCCCAGCGACCGGACCAGCUCAGCCAGAGCGAAAAGUGAUUGCUACUUUGGUGCAAGGAACUGUGAAAUGGUUCAAUGUACGCAAUGGCUAUGGCUUCAUCAACAGAAAUGACACCAAAGAGGACGUAUUUGUCCAUCAGACUGCCAUUAAGAAAAACAAUCCCAGAAAAUUUCUCAGGAGUGUAGGGGAUGGGGAGAUUGUGGAGUUUGAUGUUGUUGAGGCAGCCAAGGGCUCAGAAGCUGCUAACGUGACUGGUCCAGGUGGGGUUCCGGUUAAAGGCAGCCGCUACGCCCCAAACAAGCGCAGAUUCCGCAGGCGCUUCUUUCCCCGUCCUGCACGGCCGGCACAGGAUGAUGGGAAAACGGGCGAUUCCUCUGCUGGUCCCACUUCUGAAGGGGAGGGACAAAAUGGAGCUCCACAGCCCAGGCCACGGCGCCGCCGUCAGCGCAGGAGACCAGACACGCAGCCACAAACUGAGGGAGAAUCAGCAGGUGAGCAGAAGGAGGUAGCAGAUGGUAGCCAACAGAGACCGCCACCACGCAGGUUCAGACCUCGAUACCGCAGGCCGUUCCGUCCACGUCCACCUCCUGGAGAGAGUCAGUCGGCCACUCCUGCAGAGGACCAGAAGGAAACUCCCAAAGAAGGUCCGAGCAAUGGAGAGCAGGCUGAUGGGCAGGCUCAGAAAUCACGUCGACAGUUCAGCCGCCGUAGACAAAGGAAUUCUGACUCUACAACCUCUAAAGAUGGUGCAGAUAAGUCUGACAAAGCAGAGCCUGCCUCACCUACUAUGAAUUCUAAACCAGUUGAUGCCAAAGCCUCCCCAAAAACCUCACCAAAACAAUCCGAGAAAGCUUCCCCAAAAGCAGCUGAGGCUCCUGAUGCCAUGCCUGUGGCGUGACUUCCAUGACCUGGAAGAAAUCUAAUGACCCUGGCAAGAGGUUUCUGGAUGAGCUGGGGUGGUGUUUCAGCAAACCCACAACUGAUGCACACUACCCUUCCCUCCUCCAUACCUCUUGCCUGAACUCUUUAGUGUGGACCCUUCAUUUGGUGAGCGAGAGGGAAGAGGAGUGACGAAUAUAUUUUGGACUUUAAUGUCUUUAGGGGGAUCAAAAAAUAGACUUGCUCGGAAAGCCCAAUAUAUUUGCAUUGUCUCCCAUUUAAUUCAGUGAUUAUGGGUGUGAGCAGCUGAAAUAAGAACCAGUUUGGCCCUUUAAGUUUGGGGGAAAAACUAUGAACGUGUGAGGGGUUGUGUGUAUAGAGUAUGUCUCCAUUCCCUUACCAAUGGCUAAAUGUGGGGGAAAUGCAAUAGGCCUAAUCAUAAAAGAUGCAAACUGGUUGGUUUUUUGUUUUUGUUUUGUUCGUUUUUUUUUUUUUUCUUUUUUUUUUGGUUUGGAUUUCUUUGGAAGGGAAUAUGUGCAAUGUCAUUAAAGUGAAAUAUCUAUAAAACCA